GCACACAACACAAUCAAACACUACGAUCAUUUCUCUUUCAGUUUUUCAACUCCUCUAUCUUCUACCUAGCUAGUUCUACACCAACUCAAACAAAAUGACCAAGACAAAACCAACCCUCCCAACCAGCACCAACAACUGCCACCCUUCUCCUACACAUGUUGCUGCUCAAUUCACUCUUAGCUUGCCGUCCGUUGUGUUCUUUAACCUCACAAUAACAACCCUCACAACCAUGUACCGCGCCUACCAGCACAGAGACAUCACCUUGCUCGCUUUCCUCGCAUUCGUCUACGCAUCCUAUUUCAUCCUCCAUAACUGUGUAGAGGUCUACAGCCGACUUCCCAAGGGCGAAAAGUCGACCAAGAAAGAGCUGCUGAGCUCGUUGCUGUUCUAUGCUCACUAUAUUCAGGAUGCUCAAAAGGGAUAUAAUGCUUGCGCUGAUGAUCAGAAGAAGAGUAGCAGCAACAAGCAUGAUCAUGUACCAAGUGCCCAAAACAUUGUGUAA
Fragaria vesca subsp. vesca is the source of this 502-nucleotide messenger RNA. RefSeq lists its product as uncharacterized. The transcript is spliced from 2 exons. The record is from RefSeq and is a predicted model, not a curated record. NCBI's taxonomy places the organism in Eukaryota, Viridiplantae, Streptophyta, Magnoliopsida, Rosales, Rosaceae. The coding region runs from base 95 to 502 and encodes 135 amino acids.